Nannospalax galili (Upper Galilee mountains blind mole rat) is the source of this 3001-nucleotide messenger RNA. It is a transcript of the gene Klc2, whose product is annotated as kinesin light chain 2. The record is from RefSeq and is a predicted model, not a curated record. Gene Ontology annotation, cellular component: cytoplasm; membrane-bounded organelle; kinesin complex. Gene Ontology annotation, molecular function: kinesin binding. Gene Ontology annotation, biological process: microtubule-based movement. NCBI's taxonomy places the organism in Eukaryota, Metazoa, Chordata, Mammalia, Rodentia, Spalacidae. The transcript has 16 exons. The coding region runs from base 256 to 2142 and encodes 628 amino acids.
UCCUUUAAGGCAGCGAGUCGGCUCAGUGGAGCGUGUUUCGCCCCCUCCGACGCCGCGGAGGUAGCGGCUUCACCUUUAAGGCGGCGCGGGGACUGCUGGGAAGGCCGGCGGGAUGGAGGCAGCGAGAGUGGCUUGCCUUUGCGGAUCGCGGUGAAGCCGGACUGGAGUCGGAGCCAGAGCGGGAGCUGGUUCCAAGCAGUACGUGCAGGCCCGGCGCCCGCUUGCCCGCCCAUCGCCUCGACAGGCAGUACGACCAUGGCCACGAUGGUGCUUCCUCGGGAGGAGAAGUUGAGCCAGGACGAGAUAGUGCUGGGCACCAAGGCCGUCAUCCAGGGACUGGAGACCCUGCGCGGAGAGCAUCGUGCCUUGCUGGCUCCCUUAGCUUCUCAUGAGGCUGGCGAGGCCGAGCCGGGCUCUCAGGAGCGCUGCCUCCUCCUGCGCCGAUCCCUGGAGGCCAUCGAGCUGGGGCUUGGGGAGGCCCAGGUGAUCCUGGCACUGUCCAGCCACCUGGGGGCUGUGGAGUCAGAGAAGCAGAAGCUGCGGGCUCAGGUGCGGCGCCUGGUACAGGAGAACCAGUGGUUGCGUGAGGAGCUGGCGGGGACACAGCAGAAGCUGCAGCGCAGCGAGCAGGCAGUGGCUCAGCUGGAGGAAGAGAAGCAGCACCUGCUGUUCAUGAGCCAAAUCCGCAAGCUGGAUGAGGAUGCUUCCCCCAACGAGGAGAAGAGUGAUGUCCCUAAAGACUCCCUGGAUGACCUGUUUCCCAACGAGGAUGAGCAGAGCCCAGCCCCCAGCCCUGGAGGAGGGGAUGUGGCUGCCCAACAUGGGGGCUAUGAAAUUCCAGCAAGACUCCGCACCCUGCACAAUCUAGUGAUCCAGUAUGCGUCACAAGGCCGCUAUGAGGUGGCCGUACCCCUCUGCAAGCAGGCACUGGAGGAUUUGGAGAAGACGUCAGGCCACGACCACCCUGAUGUGGCCACCAUGCUGAACAUUCUGGCACUGGUCUAUCGGGACCAAAACAAAUACAAGGAUGCUGCCCACCUGCUCAACGAUGCCUUGGCCAUCCGGGAGAAGACGCUGGGCAGGGACCAUCCAGCUGUGGCUGCGACACUGAACAACCUGGCUGUUCUGUAUGGCAAGCGGGGCAAGUACAAGGAGGCUGAGCCACUGUGCAAGCGGGCACUGGAGAUCCGGGAGAAAGUCCUGGGUAAGUUUCACCCAGAUGUGGCCAAGCAGCUCAGCAACCUUGCCUUGCUGUGCCAGAACCAGGGCAAAGCUGAGGAAGUGGAGUACUACUACCGGCGGGCACUGGAGAUCUAUGCCACGCGCCUUGGGCCAGACGACCCCAAUGUGGCCAAGACCAAGAACAACCUGGCUUCCUGCUACCUGAAACAGGGCAAGUACCAGGAUGCAGAGACCCUAUACAAGGAGAUCCUUACCCGUGCUCAUGAGAAGGAGUUUGGCUCAGUCAAUGGGGACAACAAGCCCAUCUGGAUGCAUGCAGAGGAACGAGAGGAAAGCAAGGAUAAGCGCCGGGACAACACCCCCUAUGGGGAAUAUGGCAGCUGGUACAAAGCCUGUAAAGUUGACAGCCCCACAGUCAACACCACUCUGCGCAGCUUGGGAGCCCUGUACCGGCGUCAGGGCAAGCUGGAAGCUGCGCACACACUGGAAGAUUGUGCCAGCCGCAGCCGCAAGCAGGGCCUGGAUCCUGCCAGCCAGACCAAGGUGGUGGAACUACUAAAAGAUGGUAGUGGUGGACGAGGAGACCGUCGUGGCAGCCGAGAUGUAGCUGGGGGUCCUGGGCCUCGGCCUGAGUCUGACUUUGAGGAGUCAGGGCCUACAGCUGAGUGGAGUGGAACAGGCCUUCCCCUACAGGACGGCAGUGGCUCCUUGCGGCGCAGUGGCUCUUUUGGGAAGCUCCGGGAUGCCUUGAGACGAAGCAGUGAGAUGCUAGUGAGGAAACUGCAGGGGGGCAGCCCACAAGAGCCUCCUAAUCCCAGGAUGAAGAGGGCCAGCUCUCUCAACUUCCUCAACAAGAGUGUAGAAGAGCCAGUCCAGCCUGGAGGCACAGGUUUCUCUGACAGCCGCACCUUGAGCUCCAGCUCCAUGGACCUCUCCCGAAGAAGCUCCCUCGUGGGCUAAAGCUGCAGGGGCAGCCAGUUGCCAGAGCCUCAGUCCAACACAAACUCUUCUCCCCCCAGCCCUGCGCAUGGGCCUGCUGCUUGUCCACCUGUCCCUCCCAAGGACCCCUGUCUUUUCUGUUCAAUCUCAGGGUAACCUUCUCCCUUGUCAUCUCAGCCUGGGCCCUGGAGGCCUGGCCUGCCCACUCCAGCUCUAACCCUUAUUUAUUCCUUACAGCAGAGGCCUCUCUUCCCUAUGUUGAGGGCUAAUGGGAGUGGCUGCCUGGAGGCUCCAAAGACCGGUAGCCUACCUACCCAGCCCUCAAAGCCAAGAACACUAAGUACUUGCCAUCCCCCUCAGUACCUUCGCUCCCCGCCCCCCAACCCCGGCCGUUGCUUCUGUAUAUAGAGAAAUAAGUUAUUGGCCGUGUCUUCCCCUCAAUCCAUGGUACUCCCAGGCCUUCACCUGCCUCGCCCUUCUCCAGUGGUACCGCCCAGGCCUUAAUCACUCCCAUUCCACGUGGUGGUAUUUCCCAAGCUCUACAUUCUCGGAAUGGAAGGGUUCCCUGGACCUCCUCGGAGGCACUUAUGGCCUCCGAGGGAUGUGCCCCACCCCGCAUUGCCCUUGCCAGGUCUCCCAUAUCGCUGGGCUCUGCGUUGCAUCCCGGUCUUAUGCACUGUCCCUCCCACUUCGUUCUGCCCAGGCAUGGCCUGACCCCGCCCCGGGCGCCACCCAUCGAGCCAUCCUGCCACGCCUCCCGUUCCCGCAGCUUCUGGUGCCCCCCAACACACCGCGGUAGGAGGGGCUAACCCAUUUGUGGGGUGAGGCAGUCGCUCUAUUUUCAGAUGUUGCUGUAGAAAUAAAGACGGUUUGAAUCUGA